Aphanomyces invadans is the source of this 720-nucleotide messenger RNA. RefSeq lists its product as hypothetical. NCBI's taxonomy places the organism in Eukaryota, Oomycota, Saprolegniomycetes, Saprolegniales, Verrucalvaceae. The coding region runs from base 1 to 693 and encodes 230 amino acids. The transcript has a single exon. The record is from RefSeq and is a predicted model, not a curated record.
AUGGCGCAAAGUGACAAGCGCCGCAACUGGUCGUGGGAGGAGGACAAGGUCCUGCUAAUUCAAGCUGCCAUGGACCGGCCGUUCGGGGCUGAAAAAGGCCAAUUGACGAAAGCGUGGCAGGCCAUGGCGGACACGAUGAUGUCUUGUGACCACUUCACCAGGGUGGUGGACGGCAGAAAGGUGCAAAACCGCUUUUCUGCACUUGUCGAAGAGCAUCGUCGUUUCGACAAGGCCUUGGCAAGGGUCCCGGCACCGAUGAAGAAGAAGCACAUCCUUCUCGACGACGUUGUUGCUCUCCUCGACGAUGCGAGAGAUGUAGCAUCGCAGAAGACGAGCAACAAUGUAGUCGAGAAGGAAAAGGCUGAACAAGGAGCGCUCCUUGUUCGCGACAUGGCCAUGCGUACAAUGAAACGUCGCAACGAGAACGAUCCUGACGAGCUCAAGAAGAAGCCAGCCCUCGACAAUCGUCGAAACAGCUUGGCUGCUGCCAUUGAGGCUGAGAGCGAGCGCGAGUUGGCGGUGCGUGAAAAAGAGCUGCUCUUCCAACAGUUUAAGCUUGAGUCCGAGAUAAAGCAGCGAGAGCUGGAUCGCGAGGAAAGAAAGGCCGAGCGCGAACACCAAAUUCUACUGGCGCGAAUCGACAACGAAAAAAUGUUGGGCAUGUUCAAGGCUAUUGCAGAGAGCAAGAAGUAGGAUUUAAUCAACAAUCAUGAUCCGAUG